AUUGCUCGAAGAUCAUCCUGUCGGUGCACAUUUCCAUGGCUAUAUAUGCAAGGCUCCCCUAUGCCCAGCUCAAAGCAAGCCAGCACAGCUCAAAGCCUCGUAUACAAGAGCUAGCUAGAAGCGAUUGUAGCUACUAAUUGAGCUCACUAGCAUUGGCACUAAGCUUAAUGGAGCAGGUGACGAAGCUAGCGGGGCAGCGGGCGGUGGUGAUCUUCGGCAUGAGCUCCUGCUGCAUGUGCCACACCGUGACGACCCUCCUCCGGGAUCUCGGGGCGAACCCGACGGUGGUGGAACUGGACGAGGACCCUUGGGGGAAGGAGAUGGAGAAGGCGCUGGCGAGGCUCCUCGGCCGGAACCCUGCCGUGCCGGCGGUGUUCAUCGGCGGCAGGCUCGUCGGAUGCACCGACAAGGUCAUGUCCCUUCACCUCAGCGGCAAGCUUGUUCCACUGCUUCGUAAUGCAGGUGCGGUCUGGGUGUAGUGCGUGCAUGGGCUUUGUAGAUAUUCGGCCUGAUGCAUUGGGCGCCAGAGAAUUAUGUAAUACACGUAUGUGUACGUGCUCUGUUAUCCUUUCCUGUAUCAGGUGAUGAUAGACUUAAGGAAACCAUGCAGGACUUUUUACUAA
Aegilops tauschii subsp. strangulata is the source of this 623-nucleotide messenger RNA. RefSeq names its product glutaredoxin-C1-like. The record is from RefSeq and is a predicted model, not a curated record. NCBI's taxonomy places the organism in Eukaryota, Viridiplantae, Streptophyta, Magnoliopsida, Poales, Poaceae.